UUUUACCCCAUGAGUGAGUGCGUGCGUGCGAGAAAAAGGGAGGAGAGUGAUAAAUAAAAUGCUAUAAAUACACCCAAAUUACGCCUUUGUCGAUCUCAAAAGAUGUUUGCGGUGGAGAAUGGGUUGCAGGGAGACCCGAGACUACAGGCCAUCUCCGACGCCAUUCGAGUCAUCCCUCACUUCCCCAAGACUGGAAUCAUGUUUCAGGACAUAACGACGCUGUUGCUGGAUCCACUUGCCUUCAAACAUGUCGUUGAUAUCUUCGUCGAUCGUUACAAGCACAUGAACAUCUCCCUCGUUGCCGGCGUAGAGGCGAGAGGAUUCAUAUUUGGACCGUCCAUCGCAUUAGCCAUAGGGGCCAAGUUCGUUCCCCUGCGUAAACCGGGAAAAUUACCUGGGAGAGUGAUAAGCGAGGAGUACGAGCUUGAGUAUGGAAGUGAUCGCCUAGAGAUGAGUAUGGAGGCUGUCAAAUCCCACGAACGAGCUCUCGUCAUCGACGAUUUAGUUGCAACUGGUGGAACACUCUCCGCUUCCAUUAACCUCUUGGAGCGCGCUGGAGCCGAAGUUGUGGAAUGUGCCUGCGUUGUUGGUUUGUCUAAAUUCAAGGGGCAGUGUAGGCUGAAUGGAAAACCGUUGUACGUUCUGGUGGAACCUAGCCACUUAGAUGAUUUACCUAUUGAAUCCAUAUCUCCAAGUUCGAACUAGAUGUAAUAUUAAUGACUAUGAUAAUAAUAUAAUUAACCGGUUUCAUCGAUUUUAUAUGUAAUCGGUAUGAAAUGAUUCACCAAGCUAGUAACAAACUACUCUACAUAUGUUACCUAGAUCGCCAUUGUUCAAAGCUUGCUGUCUCAGCAUUGUUCAUAUUGGAUUGAUAAUAUGACUGUUGGAUGGGGUGUAUGAAAAUA
This is a messenger RNA of Thlaspi arvense, 905 nucleotides long. NCBI's taxonomy places the organism in Eukaryota, Viridiplantae, Streptophyta, Magnoliopsida, Brassicales, Brassicaceae. The record is from the annotation of a GenBank genome assembly.